AUGACAAGAAAACAGAUUGAAUGUGCAAUAUCACAAAAAAUGUUCUUGAUUGAUAGAUCUGAAGUUGGUGAAUUACAUCAUGUGUUUGUUUAUAAUGUUGAGAUUUCAAUCCUUCCCAAAUGUAAUUGUCCUCCUGAUUUUACAAAAGGAGAUCUUUGUAAACAUGUCUUUUUUGUCUAUUUGAAGGUUCUUAGGGUCAGUCCUGAUAGCAACUACAUCUAUCAAAAAGCAUUAUUAACCAGUGAGCUUAGACAAAUUUUCCAAAAUGCUGUUUCAAAACCAGCUGCAAAUCAGAGAGUUCAUGAUCAAUAUGCAAACAUGAAUAGCUCUAGCAGUAAUUCUGCCAAUAGUGCCAACAGUAAUAUAAGAUCUCAUCAACCAAUUGAAGGUGAUUGUCCUAUCUGUUAUGAUCCAUUGUUGGAAUCUGAAAAGCUUGUCUGGUGUAAAAAUUAUUGUGGAAAUAGUGUUCAUGAAGCUUGUUUUGAUCAAUGGAAAGCUUUAAAACAUAGCAGUGGUGAG
Messenger RNA from Entrophospora candida, 519 nucleotides. Lineage: Eukaryota; Fungi; Glomeromycota; Glomeromycetes; Entrophosporales; Entrophosporaceae. The record is from the annotation of a GenBank genome assembly.